Messenger RNA from Acanthoscelides obtectus, 1977 nucleotides. Lineage: Eukaryota; Metazoa; Arthropoda; Insecta; Coleoptera; Chrysomelidae. The record is from the annotation of a GenBank genome assembly.
AUGCAAGUUAUAAUGGCUAAAGGACUUACUGAUAAAGAGCUGGAACAAAUUAUUGAGUCUGAUGAGUUCUGGGAGGAUUUCGACGUGAAUAAUACUGCAUCAUCGUCAUCUUCCACUUACGAAUACAAUGAAAAUACUAUUGAAAAGGAGGAUAAACGUGAUGCAUGCGAAAAACUUUUUACGUUUGGGGACCAGAGCGAUCAAGAAGAGGAAGACGAAGAGGAACUAAGUACCCACGAUACGGACAGUGAGCAGGAAUGGCAGCCUUCCGACGAACAAAGUGAAGACGAAGAACAUUCAGCUAGUACCAGUAAUGAAGAUGUGAAUUUAAACAGAAAGGAAGUUCCAAAAGCUUUGUAUGGAAAAGAUAGAACAAAAUGGUCUACUACUGCUCCAGUAAGAGGAAAGACUCUUGCAAAAAACAUCAUAAAAGUUUUGCCCGGUUUGAAAGGAAAUGCAGCACAACACAAACCUCAAUCUGCCUUACAAGCCUGGAAGUUGCUUCUGACAGAUGAAAUAUUUGGACAAAUUAUAACUCAUACUAAUACAAAAAUCAGAUCAGUUCAAAGUCAUUAUGGAAAGUUCAAGAAGAAGAGCAAUAGCAGGUCGGAAUUUCGGCCUUCAUUUAUUGGUGAAACUGACAAAACAGAAAUUGAGGCAUUUGUUGGUCUUCUAUACUUCCUUGGGUUAUACAAGUCAGGCCAUGAAGAUUUAAGGUCCCUUUGGGCUACUGAUGGAACGGGACGUGACAUAUUUAGAUGCACGAUGUCACUUGCUAGGUUCUCCUUUCUCUUAUGCUGCCUUCGAUUUGACGACGAACUAACACGAAAAGAAAGAAUGAAAAAUACCAAACUAGCCGCUUUAGGAAAUCUUUUUGAAGAAUUUAUCCAAAACUGUAAAGGAAACUACUCACCCGGGGAAUACUUGACCGUAGAUGAGAUAUACGUUGAUAGUAACCGGAUUGAUAAGUCAACAAUGGGGCGGAAACCGGUACUGACUGCUGAUCGAGAAAGAGAACUGUCUGGAAGAAUGAUCCGUUUGGCGGAGGUCGGCUACCCGUUAACAUCACAGACACUUCGAAGGUAUAUUUUUAGUAUGUCGCACUGGGAAAAAGAGCAAGAGAGGUUAUUGAAGCUAUGGGAAGAAGUAGGAGCAGAAGACUCUGAAAAUGAGCAACUAGAACAAGAAGCAGAAGAAAAUAAUGGUGAAAGCUCUACAAAUUCUGAUACAGAGCAAGAAAUAGAUGAGGAAGAUAUACUUCACCUGUCCGAGGCUACAACGUGCACAUCAAAUGAUAUAUACAUGGGAAAAGAUGGAGUUACAAAAUGGAGCAAAACUUGUGGAAAUUUAGCUGUGAAGACAAGAGCUGAAAACAUAAUUUCUCAUUUACCUGGAGUAAAAACAAAUUUCAAAAACAUCAAAGAGCCCUUGCAGAUUUGGAAAUGUUUUUUUACGGAACAAAUGCUCUCUGAUAUUGUAAAAUAUACCAAUGACAAGCUAAAUGAAAAAGCAAAAAACCAUAGUCGCCCUGAUACUCAACAUCUCACAAAACAUACAACAUUGGAAGAACUUCAAGCAUUUUUGGGACUUCUAUAUGUAGCUGGUGUUUUAAAGUCGGCAAGACAAAAUUUGGACGACCUAUGGUCUACUGAUGGUUUGGGAGUUGAUAUCUUCAGAAUGCCGAGAAAAUAUAAGCGGAAAAGUAGUAGACGGGAGUGGUCGAGUAUUGCAUUAAUAUCGGCCAUGCGUGAUGUAGAAGAGGGCACAUUAUCGUGCAAUGCUGCUGCUGGAACAUAUGUCAUUCCAGAACCGACCCUUCGGCGAUAUUUGAAGAAGAAAAUGGAAGGCGUCGACCUACCACAGCAUGCAGGCAGAUUCAAGAACACUUUUAAUACUGAACAAACACAAUUGUUUUUCCUUAACAUCGCCAUCUUACCCCCUGUUACCCUACCUCACGGCACAGAAGGAUACAGAUGA